CAUUUGUACAUUUAAAACCUACUAUUAUGCAAUUAUACUCAACUCUUAAUAACCAUACUCUUAGAGAGGUUAGAAGAGAAGUCAAAACGAUGAGUUCUUUUCUUUCUUUGGAAGAAAAAUUUAAAUUAUUAGAAAAACUUACUGAAAUUCUUUCUCCUUUCGAUGAAGCUACACAAUUUUUAAGUGGAUCCAAAUAUUCAAUACUUGGUUUUAUGACACCAAUGUUAGAAGAACUUGCUUGUCAACUUAAGCAUUUAACUGAACUAAAUAAUAAAGCAAGUCUUGUUAGAGACAUGAUCUUGAAUAACUUAAUUGAGCGUUGGGAAGAUCUAA
Molecule: messenger RNA, 333 nt
Organism: Racocetra fulgida
Lineage: Eukaryota; Fungi; Glomeromycota; Glomeromycetes; Diversisporales; Gigasporaceae
Source: the annotation of a GenBank genome assembly